AUGGAUUUUGAAAACGACGACCUUUUGGAUCAGUUCUUGCAGCAGAACCAUAAUGCACACGUUGGAAGUUCAUUUGGCAUGCGUCUGUCGAGUUCCAACACUCCGGUUCCUAUGAAUAUUCCGGGGUCACAUGGUGAACUAAGUUUGGAGCCCGGGCUUGGUACAUCUGCAUCCACGAACCAUACGGCUCAUACAUCCAAAUAUGUCAUUAAUGAGCUACCGGAUUCGCAGUCCAGUUUUACGAAUGCCAAUGUCCAUAAUAACAUACAUUUGCCGCAGUCAAGACAACAAAGUAUAACUGGCCAACAAAUUGAGACUGGAACUGUUGCUACAUCAUUUAUGGACGAAUACCUAUCACCAGCAAGUAGAGGAGAGUCAGACCGGAACCAAAAGCAAGAUUUUGAUCAUAUUAAUUUGGACGAGACCACCAAGAACCUUUUCGAUGAGCCAAUGUUUCGCGAACAUUUGCAAGGCUCCCAAGCCACAGAUGACUUGGUUAGCAACUUUACAGAUGAUUUCGUAUCAUCUCUGGGGUCCAGUAUCCAUAGUGACCUGAUGACACCAGUUUCAUCGUACCAGCCACAACCAAUGAAUUCGUUUGAUUCCCACUCUUACAACCAACUGUCUUCAAGUUUAAGGUCUCCUUCUGCCAGUUAUCGUGGUGCUUCGCAACUCUCAUCGUCAUUGAGAAGUAACAGGGGUUCGCAACAGUUUCCAACAAGUAGCAGUUUGACUUCCACGCCUAAAGACAUGAACUCAUCGGCUUUGACUCAAGAUGAGAAAAUACGUAGGAGAAGAGAAUUUCAUAAUGCCGUCGAAAGGCGUAGAAGAGAGCUGAUCAAAGCUAAAAUAAAGGAGUUGGGGACAUUGGUUCCACCAACAUUGUUACAUUUCGAUGAUUUUGGAAAGAAGGUAAAACCAAAUAAAGGAACUAUAUUGAAAAGAACAAUUGAAUAUAUGGAUUGCUUAAAGCAAGUUUUAGAGAUUCAAGAUGCAAAAAAGGAAGAACUAAGGAAGAAGAUCGCUGAACUCGAAAGAAAAAAGUCGGAUCUCACAAAUUCUUCUCUGUUGCAAUCAGGAGCAUACCCGAAAACUUCUCAAAAUUACCAACAUAUUUCCAAAUCUGAAUCCCCCAUUACUCAUCAUAUCUCCUCAGAACAAUACCAACAGCAGCGACACCAACAACAACAACAACAACAACAACAACAACAACAACAACAACAACAACAACAACAACAACAACAAGCUCACAUCAACAAUGAAUAUAUUAACGAUGAUGAGCAAUAUCCAGAAAGGAUUAUUGACAGUAGAACAUAUCCGAUGCUUGUCAAGGAGACAAACGCGGGAGCAAACGCGAUACAUGAUGAUCUUCAACAAUUUUUGUCUGGUACAUUAAUGGAGAACGAAGACAACAGCAAAUUAAUGUUCAGCGGACGUGCCGAAAAUCCUGUUGAUUUAUUACUUGAUUUCGAAGAGUAG
This is a messenger RNA of Kluyveromyces lactis, 1479 nucleotides long. RefSeq names its product Rtg3p (gene RTG3). The record is from RefSeq and is a predicted model, not a curated record. Gene Ontology annotation, molecular function: protein dimerization activity; DNA-binding transcription factor activity, RNA polymerase II-specific; RNA polymerase II cis-regulatory region sequence-specific DNA binding. Gene Ontology annotation, biological process: regulation of transcription by RNA polymerase II. The transcript has a single exon. Gene Ontology annotation, cellular component: nucleus. The coding region runs from base 1 to 1479 and encodes 492 amino acids. NCBI's taxonomy places the organism in Eukaryota, Fungi, Ascomycota, Saccharomycetes, Saccharomycetales, Saccharomycetaceae.